Molecule: messenger RNA, 4653 nt
Organism: Pocillopora meandrina
Lineage: Eukaryota; Metazoa; Cnidaria; Anthozoa; Scleractinia; Pocilloporidae
Source: the annotation of a GenBank genome assembly
AUGAAACUGAAUCAUGUCGCCAACACUUACAGUUGCUUCCUCUUCAUUUUAUGUCCUUUUCUUUUCGCAUACAGUGUGGCCGAGUUAACAAAUUUCAAGAAUUCUUGCUCGGAUGGAUAUUUUUUGUUUGGUAAUCCGGUGCCUUUUCGUCGCCAUCAAUUAAACUCUUCAUCAAACAUAUCUUACGAAGUUGAAAGCGAAGAGGAAUGUCUUUUAGGAUGUAUCAAUACUUCAAACUGCCAGUCUGUGAAUUUCAAGAUAGCCGCUGGGAAUGAUGGAAGGUUUCUCUGUUAUUUACUAGACACUGAUAAGUUUACCUUCCCGCAAUUAUUCAAUGUGAGCGAAGAUUUUCACCAUUACAGCUUCACGGUGAGAUCUUUUAUAAACAAUAUCGUUCUAUUAUUGGAAACCAAGGGCACAUUGUCAUCGCAAAAAUACUUUUGAAAUUAUCGGAAGGAUGAAGGUCAAAUUAUCGAAUUUCUGGUUUAUGAAUGACUAAAUUAUGAUAAGUAUAUUCUAGAAUUGGUAUAUAUAAUUUCUUUCUUCCAUCACCACGUUACGUUAUUUGUGAUAAACAAUCGAGGAGCCACACUGACGUUGUAUUAAUAUACUUUAGGUGUAUGCAUAGACAAAACCAAUUUGUUUUAUGUUUUUAACCUGACUACUUCAAUUUCUUGAAAUGAAAACUGAUUAAGGCGUUUUUAGUUUAGAAGUAAAGCUCCAUUAUUUGUCUUGUUUUCAGUUUCUGUAUUGAUCGCAAUUUCUGAAGCCAUGACCACUGUCAAUCCGUCAGUUUUUAUCGCAGUGGCUAAAAAAGGAUUCUUAGGCAAAGGCUAAUAACACGCGAUCGGUUGUUUUUGAUUCAUUUAUAUUUUUUUCGGACAAAAUUCUGAUGCCGUUUUCUUUUAAGAGGGUCUCAACGGGGUACACCGUUGGCACGAAACAGCUGAAUUAUCGUAUUCUUGAGUCAAGGAUAAAUUUAACCCUAGAGAUCUCACCCAUCUUCAAUGUGUCAUUUUGGGUGACCAUUAGCUAUAAAUGGUCAAAAAAAAACUGUCAGCCGUAACAGCCAUUACUCCAUUGAAACCCUCCUAUCAACUGCUUUUCUCCUUUUCACAUUUAUCAGCCUAAAUGCGUUUUCAAUUUUAUUCACAUUUUUUGCAGUAAUUUUGAAAAAUUAUUUUAAAACAAAAUUCUUCUGGUCUUGUUGUCUCUCACCAGUCCCCUUGCCAGAACGAUCCAUGUUUGAACGGAGGGACCUGUCACUCAGUGAGAGGCCAGUAUGACUUCAAAUGCACCUGCCCGCCGGGUCUACAAGGAAAACUUUGCAACAUCUGUAAGUAAGCAUUUGAAAAAUUAUCUUCACUUAACUUGCCGCAAUAGAUCAAAGUUAUGUCCCAGUGAAAUACUAUUAGAAAUACAAUCUAAGAGCACAGUUUGACGGUUUAAAACGGAAAAGAUGUAAAAUAGCAGAGGCUUAAUCGAAGGUCAAAAACCACUAUCUUAUACGAACUGGUCAGAUGGUAUAACCCGUUUUGCGUCAUUCUUUUGACACUUUGUCACUAUUUACGCCAAAAGAACCAAAGAUCGUAACUUUCAAAGUCGCAAAUUGAUCAACUAAAAUCAAGCAAUGGCUGCAAGAAAUAAAAUUGUUGUUGCCUGAAAAAAAACUCACACAGAUGAAGUAGUGACUUCCGACGCCGCUACCACAAUUUUUCCCGUCAAAACUAUUUUCUCUCUCGUUUCUUUCCUUAUGCAAAAAAAAUAAAAAAUAAAAAAAGCGGAAAAGGAUGUUCUGUGCAAUAUCUCCACAUAUUCUAAGCCAGAUGUCUUUCUUGCUUAACUUUAGGCCAUAAAACGUAACGGCGUGCCAUAUGACCGCUAAACACAUGUCGCAAAAUUGACUAAUUUCUCUGUAAAUUUGGUCGUCACGACCUAUUUUUCUAAUCGCCGGAAGCACGGAUGAAGGAGACUUCCUAACGGCAAUUAUAUCAGCCUAAAACACUUUAAUUUUAUUCUCUGGUGAUGUAUUCAGGAUCACACCCCUACUUUCAUUUAUAAAUUUGCUUGUGGCGUUUGCAUGCACCGUACUGUCAUUGAAUUCUAUUUCAUAGCAUAUCAAAGCUGUAUCGAAUUACUCAAAGCUGGAUAUAUUCUGAGUGGAGCUUACGUCAUCAAGCCCAGCCAGUCAGAAGGGUUGAUAAAUGUCUACUGUGACCAGUUCAGUAGAGGAGGAGGUAAUGAAUUCAAUAUUAUUUAUAUAGAGAAAUUUUCAAUUGAGUGUCGAAAGCAGUGUGGGAUUACAGUUGUUUUGCUUUUCUUCGCUCUGUAAUUGGUCCGGAAACUUGCACCACUCUCUGAACCAAUCAAGUGCAAAACUAAAUCCAAUCAUGACUUUGCGUUUUCCAGCACCUUUCCACAGUUUAGUUGUUUUUAACUUGGGUUCUCAUUGGCUCCUAAUGAUAUUUUCCUUUUCUUUCUGAUUGGCUGCAGUGAUAACUUUGGUUUGGUUUUACGACACACGAUCGAAAUGCGUUCACUUACCUAAACGUCUGCCAUCUUAAACGUGGACUUUUGAGGCCCUACUCGCGCUAAUGAGUUUUCAUUCAAAAAUACUUUAAGGUGUGAUGGGGUGGUAUUCCUGAGACGAAAGCUUCAUAACGUGAUGCGCAUCUAUUCGACCUUAUUGACAGAAAACGUUACAAUCCACACAGGAAAUGGCUUCAUCGUGAGACAAACUGUCGAAAACGUGAAAAAGCUGUACCACGUUUCCUUAUAAAGUCACGAUUUAUUCGCUUGAUUCAACAAUUUUGCCCCUAUGCUUCGGUUGACUCCUACUCACAACUGUCGGCUUAUUCGAAGGAAACACACUGAAGGUCCCAUUGUAAGCACAUGGAAAAGUACCAUACAUGGGACGAUAAAACACGUGCCGCAUACAUGUUUGCCAAGUUAUGUAUAAAUAAACGAAAUCCCUUAUAAAUGUCAAUAAAAUUGAGAAUAAUUAACGUAUCGUACAGCUUCUAACAAAACGAUAAUACUUAAUAUACAACUGCAUUAACAGCGAUCACUUAUCGUAACCUUUUUUACCUUAUUUACCUCUUGUCGAUGACAAACCAUCCUCUAUCUUACAGGUUGGACGAUGGUUUUUAAACUGGUGUCCGGCGUUUCCACUAUUCCUCACCAGCUAUGGACAUCGUCGAGUGUUUUGAACGAAGACAAACCAGAAGCACUGACCACCAAUUCAGAUUUCAAAGCUCAUUACAAGAACCGCAUGGUGACGAACUGGCAGACUGUGAACCCUACCGAGGUAGACUUGUAGUUUAAUGAUAAUUAUUGUUAAGUUAAAUUAAAGGCUCGGAGUAGCGUCAUAGUUAUGAAUGAAAUUCUCGUUGCAGAGAUGAGGUAAUCUUCACAGAUGUUUUAGGCUUUCAUGUCUUUUGAAAUGAUGUUAGUCAUGGGACAGUGGCGAGGGGAAAUCAAGCAUCGUUGUCACUGAAAGGUCGAGUCUGCAAACAAGAACAACUGGUGCAGCUUCCACUCCAGUUCAGCUUUAGUAUAACGCAACUUGAAUUAUCCUUACUACUCUCCCAUAGAUAUGACUACAUUACACGGACCUCUGGGAGCGAGGCACUUUCUCCGAAGAGGUCUACGUGGUUAAUUCUCCAAUUUCGUGGGAUGUUCCUUCAUGUUUUGUUUUCUUUACGGAUUCAUUUCCUUUUUUCUCGCUUCCAGGCACGAGUGGCGCUGUACACAGAAGGGAAAGAAGAUCUUUCUAUUGUCUUUAAUUCUACAAGCUCUAACAACGUCAAUUGGUUCUCAGAAACUCGCGUCACUGACUCUCCCUGGACAGAUCUCAAUACUGAACCGCUUCUUUACUUCUCAAUCGAAGGCUGCUGUACUAAAAGAGACUUCUAUAUCGUUAGGAAUCAUGGAGGCUGUUCUGAAGAUGCAGGUUGGCUCGCCACAGCUUCCGCAAAUUGUGACUGGGAGGGAAAAUAUCCGGAAUCAACCACAUUGUACAGUAAACUGACGACCUAUACUUCCUUCAAACGCACAGGUAAGGGAAAACGAAGGAAGCUGGUAACUGUCAAUUUACCGCUUGAAAACAUCCACUUUGAAAUCCCUGGUGACCCUUGCAAUCUUAGCGGCUCUCACAGGUGCAGUUGAUUCACGAAGCACACAAUUUUUACUCUAAAUCAGUCGCAUCUUUUUCCCAACCAAUGAGAAAGAUUUGCUUAAAAACAACAACCACCCAGAUUUCGAGCCUUGUUUAAGGUAACCAAUCAAAUUACUUGAAAAUGAAAGAAAACUUUCUGAAAUCACGCGUAUAAUUUCAGGCCUUCGCUUUGACGAAGGGCUGACACUCGAAACGUCAGCUUUAAGGACUCUUUACGGUGGCCAAUUUAAAUUAUCAAAUCAAUUGAUAAAAAAAAGUUAUCUUGCACCUCACUCAAGUAAAUUACGGACACUUUCGAAGGGGAUUCAAAAAUUUUCAAGAUUGAAAAAGUUUUGAAAAAAGCAACAUUUUGAGUAUGUUUUGGGCUUGUGUUUCAGCUUAUAUUGGAGUAGUGUGGUAAUUAAAAGUGAUUUCUAAUUUGUCUCUUCUCAGAAAACAUGGGCACCGCUGAUGUUAUGGUGGUAUAUAUUCGUUAA